GAAAACAUUUUCGUCUUGUUUUCUUGACGAGGAGAAAGAGAAACAACAAAACAGAGAAGGGGAGACUGGCUGGUUGGUAACUUUCCUUCGUUGUUUGGGUUCUGUUUUUCUCUCUUCUUCUUCUCCUACAGUUUCUUUUUCUGUACUCACACAUAUAUUCUAGGUUGUGGCUCUAAAUUUAUUAGAAAUUAAAGACAAACUUACAUGAUUGAUCACCGCUUUAAGUAAUUGAAUUGAUUUUGGACUAAUGGCGAGUGGUCCCGGAGACGAAAACGACGCAGUCUUAAGCGAUGUAGAGGGAGACGAUCCGCUUCCGAUUGUUAUUAGAACUCCGAGUUUAGAAGAUAUUUCCGUAGAAAAAUAUCGCGAGCUUCUCGCGGAACUCGAUCGUGAGAGAAUUGCACGAGAAGCAGCGGAGACGUCUAAAUCGGAACUCCAAGUAUCAUUCAAUCGGUUAAAAGCACUAGCGCAUGAAGCGAUCAAGAAACGGGAUGAGUGCGCGAGACAAAGAGAUGAAGCUUUGAGAGAUAAAGAAGAAGCAUUGAAAGAGAAAGAGAGAAUAUCUGUAGAAUUGAGUGAUUUGAAUAAGCAGAGAGAUGAAAUCGUGAAACAAUUCGAUGAGGUGGUGAAAGUUAAGGAAGGAUUGCAAUCGGAGAUUGAGAGUUCGAGACAUAUGUUAAUUAGUGGAAUUGAGAAAAUAUCUAAUAAAGUUAGUAAUUUCAAGAAUUUUUCUGCUUUAGGGUUACCUAGGUCACACAAAUAUAAUGGAUUACAAGCUGUUGCCUAUGGUGUUAUUAAAAGAACGAAUGAGAUCGUUGAGGAGAUGAUUAAGCAAAUUGAUGUAACUACGAAGUCAAGAAAUGAAGCUAGAGAACAAAUUGAGCAGAGAAAUUACGAGAUUGCUAUUGAGGUGUCUCAACUUGAAGCUUCGAUUAGUGGACUGAGAGAUGAGGCAGCAGAGAAGUGUUCUGUGAUUGAGAAUUUACAGAAGAGUUUGGCGGAGAAGGAAGGUAAGGUUGCAGAAGUUGAGAGAGAGUUGUUGGAGAAAACGCAUUUGGUUGAGAAGGAAGGUUUAGAGAUGAAGGAAGUAAUUCGGGAGUAUGAUGAUAAGUUGAGGGAUUUUGAGUCGAAGAUUGAACUGCAGAGACCCUUGUUGGUCGAUCAGUUGAAAUUAGUUGCGCAGAUUCAUGACCGGCUUUAUGAUGUUAUUAAGAUUGUUGAUAGUAAUCAUUUGGAUUCGGAGUUGUCGGAGUCUUUGUUUCUCCCCCAACAAACAGAUAUGGAGGAGAAUCUACGUGCUUCUUUAGCAGGGAUGGAAUCAAUUUAUGAGUUGAGUAGAAUUGUUGGUGAAAAAACAAGGGAUUUAUUGGAGGAGAAGAGUCAUGAGGUGAAGGUUUUGAAUGAAAUGGUGGCUCGAUUGGUUAAGGAGAAAGAACAUAUUGGUUCAUUACUUAGAAGUGCUUUGUCGAAGAGGAUGAAAUUGGACCAAUCUUCCAAAACCAGUGAAUUGUUUCAAGCUGCAGAGAAUGGCUUAAAGGAGGCUGGGAUAGAUUUCAAAUUUAGUAAGGUUAUUGGGGAUAACAAGAUAUCCGGAUCUCAAGACAAAGGUGGUACUCCAUACAUGGAAGAGGACGAAGUAUACACUUUGGCUGGUGCUUUGGAGAAUAUCGUCAAGGUAUCUCAGCUUGAGAUCAUUGAGCUACAACAUAAUGUGGAGGAAUUGAGGGCAGAGGUGCAUUUACUUAAAGAGCAUGCAGAGGCUCAGUCAAAGGAAUUGGGCUAUAGAAUGCAUAGAAUAGAGGAACUUGAAGAAAAGGAGAGAGUGGCAAAUGAAAGUGUUGAAGGGCUUAUGAUGGAUAUUGCUGCUGCUGAAGAAGAAAUUACUAGAUGGAAAGUAGCAGCAGAACAAGAGGCUGCUGCCGGCCGAGCUGUUGAGCAGGAAUUUGUUGCUCAGCUGUCUGCACUUAAACAAGAACUUGAAGAGGUAAGGUUAGCCAUGUUAGAAUCAGAGAAAAAGCUAAAAUUCAAAGAAGAGACAGCAACUGCAGCGAUGGCAGCAAGAGAGGCUGCCGAGAAGUCAUUGAGAUUGGCUGACAUGAGGGCAUCUAGGCUGAGGGAUAGGGUAGAGGAGCUUAGUCAUCAGCUUGAAGAGUUUGAAACCCGAGAAGACUCAAGGGGCCGAAAUGGACCUAGAUAUGUAUGCUGGCCAUGGCAGUGGCUGGGACUGGAAUUCGUGGGCUCUCGCAGACCUGAAACACAACAGACAUCAAAUGAAAUGGAGCUCUCUGAACCCCUUCUAUGAUUAUUUCUUUCCCUUGUCCAUUCUUUUUGUUUUUUUCUACUUGUGUAUUUAUUUUGAACUUUCAAAAUAUAAUUUUCAAGAAAUUUUACACCCUUCUUCAAGGCCAGCUUAUUUCAUGCGCUACUGUUUAUAUAAGGAUAAAGAUUUGCAUCGCA
Ricinus communis (castor bean) is the source of this 2457-nucleotide messenger RNA. RefSeq lists its product as uncharacterized. Lineage: Eukaryota; Viridiplantae; Streptophyta; Magnoliopsida; Malpighiales; Euphorbiaceae. The transcript has 6 exons. Bases 248 to 2302 code for a protein of 684 amino acids. The record is from RefSeq and is a predicted model, not a curated record.